Onychostoma macrolepis is the source of this 4806-nucleotide messenger RNA. It is a transcript of the gene esrra, whose product is annotated as estrogen-related receptor alpha. Gene Ontology annotation, biological process: regulation of DNA-templated transcription. Lineage: Eukaryota; Metazoa; Chordata; Actinopteri; Cypriniformes; Cyprinidae. The record is from RefSeq and is a predicted model, not a curated record. Gene Ontology annotation, molecular function: DNA-binding transcription factor activity; nuclear steroid receptor activity; steroid binding. Gene Ontology annotation, cellular component: nucleus.
AUAUAAAUAAAAACGUUUCAUUUUUAAGCAAUUAAAAGCUGAGGAUCUACAGUAGUAGCCAUAGGAAUUAUAAAACAUCAUAUAAUCCUAGAUCUAUUUGUUUGAGUUCAGACCUGUAUUUAGAGUCCCUAAUUUUCUUUUGCCCUUUUCUGUCUCUCAUUACAUCAAACAUAUUAACAUAACUGCCUUGAGCUGAAGAAAAACAAGGAUUUGCCUCAGCGCCUCGUUCUUUCCCCUUUGCUUUUAUUAUAGUGUGGAAUAAUCAGUCACUACUGCUAAAGCUUUUUCUUUUUAUCAAUCAUUAUUGUGUGAUUAUUUGAAUAUAUUUAGUAAAAAUGCUUGGCUGCCUGUGAGUAACUCUCCUCCCUCCUGAAGGCAGCCAAUGACUCAUGACACGUUUGUCAGGGGGAAAGUGAAGUUCAAAGAUGCACACUGCUAAGUAAACUAAGCUUUUCAGGCAUGUUUAUGGGAACGCAGACAGAUCUCUUUGUGUUUGUAAGCCAGUGAGUCAAUGAAUAGCUAUUUUUGGGUACAUGUUCUCCGGUAGAGACGUUUGGAGGAGGUGGGAAGUAUCUUGAAUGAGUAAAGGUAUCAUGUCUUCCAGAGAGCGACGCUCCGACCUGUACAUAAAGGCUGAACCCAGCAGUCCCGAUGGAGGCGGCGGUGGUGUCGGCGGCGGUGGGAGGACCAGCCCGGGAGGAGCGUCCUCAGACUCCUCUCAGAGUGGAGGAGGGGGAUCCAGAGGAGAAGGCACUGGCCGCUACUCCCCGCCCCCUUACACGCCUGCGUUACGUUGCCAUUUUAAGGAGGAGGGUGCGGAUGGAGCCGAGGAGGGCUCUACCGGUAGCGGAGGAGGCUGCAAGUAUGCGCUAAGCACGCUUCCCAAAAGGCUGUGCCUGGUGUGUGGAGAUGUGGCGUCUGGCUACCACUAUGGAGUGGCUUCCUGUGAAGCCUGUAAGGCUUUCUUCAAAAGAACCAUACAGGGUAAUAUUGAGUACAGUUGUCCUGCCUCCAAUGAAUGUGAGAUCACCAAGCGCCGCAGGAAGGCUUGUCAGGCGUGUCGCUUCACCAAGUGCCUCAAAGUAGGCAUGCUCAAAGAAGGUGUCCGCCUGGACCGAGUCAGAGGUGGACGGCAGAAAUAUAAAAGACGCCCAGAGGUGGAGAAUGCUACGUACCAGAGUGCGCCGAUACCUUUAAGGAAGGAAGGAGAGAAGGGCUCAUCCAGCAUCAUUGUCUCUCAUCUGCUGGUGGCGGAGCCAGAAAAGCUGUUUGCUAUGCCAGACCCCUUGCAGCCUGACACGGCCCAGCGCACGCUCACCACUCUCUGUGACCUGGCCGACCGGGAACUAGUUGUCAUCAUCGGCUGGGCCAAGCACAUUCCUGGCUUUCUCUCACUGUCAUUGGCUGACCAGAUGUCCGUGCUGCAGUCUGUGUGGCUGGAGGUGUUGGUGUUGGGGGUGGCGUACCGUUCUCUCGGCUGUGAGGACGAGGUGGUGUUUGCUGAGGACUUUGUGCUGGAUGAGGAGAUGUCUCGUGUGGCCGGUCUGACCGAACUCAACGCCGCCAUCAGCCAGCUCGCUCGGCGUUUCAGAGCCCUGCAGCUGGACCGUGAGGAGUUCGUCAUGCUCAAGGCCAUCGCGCUCACCAACUCAGACUCAGUGUACAUUGAGGACAUGGAGGCCGUGCAGAAGUUACGGGACCUGCUGCAUCAGGCUCUGCUGGAGCUGGAGGUCCAGCGACGCCCUGACGACCCUCAGCGCGCAGGACGUCUCCUCCUCACCCUGCCCCUCCUCAGGCAGACUGCCGGCCGGGCCCUCACCACCUUCUACAGCAUCAAAACCCGCGGCGGCGUGCCUAUGCACAAACUCUUCCUGGAGAUGCUGGAGGCCAUGAUGGACUCACCCUAGAGAAGAGACGACGACGAAGGAUGACGGAUGAAGAAAACGAGCAAAUCGUUGACCCGGAGUCUUUUCGUGUGCGCAAGGGCUACAAAAGCCAAAAGAAAACACUUUUUGGGGUUCAAUAUGAAGAAGACGCUUUGUGUAGCUGUCCGCCGGUACUGAUCUUUCACAUCCAAUGCUCCUCCUUCACUUGAUUUCAAUGGGUACAACGUCAACACAGACUAGGGUUAGAUACACUUAAUAUUUAUAUCAGUGUUAGAGAAACCGUGUAAUUCAUUCUGUCACUUCACGGCCAUCCUGAUAAGUGUUUCUAGGAGCUAACCAUUACUGUAAACUCAGAGAAAUUCACGUGCCAAGGGCGCCUACUGAGACUGCAGCAAUAUGAACUCUUCCCUGAAUCACGCGAUUCAGCGAUAUCUCCUUCUUUAACAAUGGUAGGCCAUCUAAACAAACUAUCACUACAGUUAUAACAGAGUAAGCUUUCUUUUUCUCCUUAAACCAGUGCAAAAAAGGCACUUGUGUAAAGUUAAUAACGUCUUUUAUAAUGCACUCGCCAUACUACAAGUGCUAUUUAACUUUGUCCCGCUAGCUUUUUGUGGAAUAUGCAACACCUAGGUGAAGAUGUACAGGAGGAAAUACAGCUCAAGACAAACAUAUUUCAGUUUACUGGUACUGCAGAUAUACUGCAACAACAUAUUAUGUAAAGCAAUAUGAAAGAUUUCAUAACUCAUUUGUUGUCAGCCGUUUUUAAAAACAAGAGGCUGCCAUGCCACGUUCUGCUUCUAAACGAAAUUUAGUAGAGGUGUAGGCGCAUAGCAAAGUCAGAUUUUUUGAUUGUAGUAAAUUUUAAUAAUCCAUGCCGUCCUUUGUAUAUUAGCCAGUUGUUUAAAAAAAAUAAAUAUGGAUUAUGUGAAUGGGAGAUUAUAGGUACUAUAAAUGCUGAACUGAAUCAACAGUGCGUCAAAAUCAGGGUAAACGGGGAGUUUUUUCCUCCUGUAGGACACUACUGUAGUUUGAUUUUUGCUGUAAUAGUUUUUCAGACGGCGUGGGACCCUCUGAUAUCGUCCUCGAUUCUUCAGAUGACACUGGCCUGCUUGUGAGUAAUUAGUUUGGAAAGACGAUUUUUAGUCGUUCAGAAGAAAGAUCAUAUUCUGUAUUGUAAUCUUUCAUUUGUGCACGGACGCAGCCGGACAGUCGCAGGUUCAUUCUGUGAUAUUCAAACUGAAAGCCUCUGUGGUGCAGAGCAACAUUAAAUGCAAAUUGGAAAGCCUCACGAUUUGGGCUGAUCCCAAGCCUUCGCUUCGAGACUCUUCGUUUGGUUGUUUUAGGAUGUGUUUGCGUGAUCUCCUCAUAGUUGUUUGUUUUGCAGACGCUCGUCUGGUAUUAUAUGCAAUCAUACACCGUUCAGAGUGCUACAACUCCUCUACCUUUUAUUUAUUCUACACGUGUGAAAACAGGAGGAAGAAAAGCCAGUUGCCAUUUUGGCCUCUUUACCAAUUUAAGUACUAAAAAUGAAAACCACUGUUGUACAGAGUUAGAGCUCGGAGGUGACGCCACAUCUUCAGGGUGAUUUUCACUGUAUACUGUUCGCGGCAAUGAUUGUAUGCGCGCUCUAAAAGGGGUUCGCUGCAGAGGGAAAGAAUCUUCCAAGGUUGAUAUUUAUAAUAUUUUCAGCUCAACAUUAGGUUUUUUUUAGUCCAGGAUACUGAGGGGACGUGUUGUGAUUCAUACGAGUUUCUGUUGCUCAUUUUGUGCUCAUGGCAUGAGUUUAGGUUUUGGUUUUUCCAUAUAGACUAUGAAGCUUGGCCUCAGGUUUGGUAUUGAAAUAAAGCAAUUCAUUUGGGAGAUUGUUAUGAAAUGUCUGUUUUGUAUUGAAUUGUUUUUUAGAUUUAUCUUUUUGUGAUUAAAGUACUAACUUUAAGACAUAUGAAAGCCAGUGGACGUUAUAUUCCUGUGUUCAUUUUCGCUCAAAAUAGAAUUGCAGAUUAUAGGCACUAAACUGCAAAACUUUCUCUCUUUUUUCGUAAAAUUAUGCCCGUUUGGCUGUUAAGGGAAUUUUGGGAUAUUUCGAUAAACUCGGUUUAAUUUUUUCAAUUCAAUCUAUAUGCAUUUAUCAAAACUGAAGAAUGCUUUUUUCAGUAUGUUUAUUUUUAUUUUUUUAUUUUAUACACAGGAAGUUAAUGUCUCUCCUAAGUGGUUAUUGGGAUGUCAUGGACUGUGUACAUAGCCAUGAAUGAGUGGGUCCAUUCAAAGACAGCUGUAAAAUAUGUCAAUGUUUGUGUCAAUAAUAACUCUAAUAUAACGAUGAUAUUACAGUAGUGUUUUCAUAAUGGUAAGCAUUAUAUAAAGCCAUUUUGUCUGUCAGACUUAGAACAUAACAUAUGAUUGAGAGAUAAAUUAAAUUCAUGGCUAGGUGUUUUUUGUGUGUCUGUGUAUAUUUAUGUAAAUGAGCAAUACCAGAAUUUACCAAAAUGUUUCUUUUCACAUUUUUUCUGUAUAUUGAUAUACUGUAAAUCAAACCUCAACAGUAACACUAGUGAUAACAGUCAAUAGUAAUAAUAAGAACUACAGUAAAGAACAAAUCAAUAUUUGUAUUCCAAAAUGUUGUAUUUAAAAGAUUAAAAUCUAUUUUUUACUCAAUUUGCGGAUGUUUAUUAAUAUUAUUGUUCUGGUAUUUGUGUGGGUUGAAGUCAAAUGAUUGUAAAUGUCUGUGCUUUUUUUGCUUUCCUUUUUGUAAAGCUCAGUGGUUCUGCAGUAGUAACUAUUUCAACACUUUGUUCAUAUUGAAUCACUGUGAAGAGAAAGCAAACACUAAAACACCACAGGAAAAUAGAGGUAUUUUAAAAUAUUGUCAGUGUCAAUGUGUUUUGUAAUAAAUUAACACGCGUCAUCACUUGUCAUUGGA